Messenger RNA from Phytophthora sojae, 795 nucleotides. RefSeq lists its product as hypothetical. Gene Ontology annotation, cellular component: cytoplasmic microtubule; spindle midzone; microtubule plus-end. Gene Ontology annotation, biological process: spindle assembly; regulation of microtubule polymerization or depolymerization; protein localization to microtubule plus-end. The record is from RefSeq and is a predicted model, not a curated record. The transcript is spliced from 3 exons. Gene Ontology annotation, molecular function: microtubule plus-end binding. NCBI's taxonomy places the organism in Eukaryota, Oomycota, Peronosporomycetes, Peronosporales, Peronosporaceae. Bases 1 to 795 code for a protein of 264 amino acids.
AUGGCGGCCGCGGACCAGAGCAUGAGCCUCAUGGACGGCACGUACUUCGUGGGGCGCAAGGAGAUCCUGGACUGGAUCAACGGCCUGUGCGCCAUCAACCUGGCCAAGGUGGAGCAGACGUGCACGGGCGCCGUGGCGUGCCAGAUCCUGGACGCCAUGUACCCGGGCAAGGUGCAGAUGAGCAAGGUGGACUGGUCGGCCAACAAGGACUACGAGUACAUCCAGAACUACAAGGUGCUGCAGAAGGCCUUCAUGCAGCUCAAGAUCGACAAGCACGUCGAGGUGGACCGCCUCGUGCGCGGCAAGUACCAGGACAACCUCGAGUUCAUGCAGUGGUUCAAGGCCUUCUACGAGCGCAACGCCUCGGGCCAGCCCUACGACCCCAUCGCGCAGCGCGAGAAGGGCAAGGGCGGCGCGCAGUUCACACAGAAGUUCGGCGGCGGCGCGGCGGCGUCCUCGGCCCCCGCGGCGCCCGCGCGCCGGAAAGUAGGCGCCACUACCACCGCCACGUCCAGGGUCGGUAGGACGCCGCCGGGCGCGCCCACGAGUGUGGGGGCUGCGCGUACAGCGAGGACGUCGACGGGCGCGUCGCUGCGGGAUCCAGUCGAGAGCUUGGAGAAGGAGCGCGACUUCUACUUCAACAAGCUGCGCGAGGUGGAGAUCAUGCUGCAGGGAGCAGAGGACAGCGAGACGAACCCGUUGGCACAGGCGAUCUUCAAGGUGCUCUACGCGACGGAGGAGGAAGGAGUCGAAGAGGAGCAGAUGGCGGGCGAGCCGCAGGACGAGCAGAUGUAG